Molecule: messenger RNA, 2870 nt
Organism: Sphaeramia orbicularis (orbiculate cardinalfish)
Lineage: Eukaryota; Metazoa; Chordata; Actinopteri; Kurtiformes; Apogonidae
Gene: b3gnt7
Product: UDP-GlcNAc:betaGal beta-1,3-N-acetylglucosaminyltransferase 7
Exons: 2
Coding region: 274-1509 (411 amino acids)
Biological process (GO): protein O-linked glycosylation; poly-N-acetyllactosamine biosynthetic process
Cellular component (GO): Golgi membrane
Molecular function (GO): UDP-glycosyltransferase activity; hexosyltransferase activity
Source: RefSeq, a predicted model, not a curated record
CAUCUGAAGGACUGGGAGCAGACGCACACUGCGACGCAUUCAGGGCACAUCUGCAUCAAGCGAAGGGACGUUCAGGCUCCGCGCCCGCUUUUCACUUCUCACUUCGCUGGAAAAGGAUUAUCUUAACAUUUUUUUUUUUUUUUUUUUUGAGAGAGAGAGAGAGAGAGAUAAAUUUGCGCUACUGAGAGACGCAUCUUUUCUGGAAUCAGCACUUUAUUGGUUUUACUGGCGGUUUCUUGAUCUCUUCAAUCGGAUUGUCUCAAGCAAGAGAAAAUGAUGAACAACAGAGAUCGGUGGAGGGUGUACAAGAGGGUGAGUGUCAUGUUUUUCCUGGCUGUGGUGACUCUGACUGUUGUCCAAAGAGGGAGCAUCAAUAUGGGGGCUCCCUUUGAACUUGAGAGGCAAGUUCGCAUGGAUGCCUCCGAGGAAACGGAGGUCGAAGACAAAACAGAUACCUUUAAGAGCUUCUGGAAGGCCAUCAAACACCAGCAGAUACCUGACACUCGGGUCACCACGCAGAGGCCCAGCAGCACUGAGGACGUCAACCCCAGAACCUGGGAUGUGACCUCCUCCAACUGUAGUGCCAACCUCAACAUCUCUAGCCAGGACUGGUUCAAGGGCCUGGAGGUCAACUUCAAGCAGUUCAUGCUUUAUCGACACUGCCGUUACUUUCCGAUGCUCCUAAACCAUCCAGAGAAGUGCUCAGGGAAUGUGUAUCUUCUAAUGGUGAUUAAGUCGGUGGCCACGCAGCACGAUCGUAGGGAGGUUAUUCGAAAAACUUGGGGUAAGGAGCAGGUGGUGAAUGGGAAGAGAAUAAAGACCCUCUUCCUUCUUGGUAAACCUUCCAAUGAGGCAGAGAGAGCGAACCAUCAAAAGCUACUGGAGUAUGAGGACUACAUCUACGGUGAUAUCCUCCAGUGGGACUUCUUGGAUAGUUUCUUCAACCUCACGCUCAAAGAGACACACUUCCUCAAGUGGUUCCACACUUACUGUCCAAGUGUGCGCUAUGUCUUCAAAGGGGACGAUGAUGUCUUCGUGAGCGUAGACAACAUCUUUGAGUUCCUACAGAUGAGCAGCCAGGUAAAAGACCUGUUUGUUGGGGAUGUGAUUUUUAAGGCCAAGCCAAUUCGUAAAAAGGAAAACAAGUACUACAUCCCCCAGGCUCUGUAUAGUAAAACAUACUACCCUCCCUAUGCUGGUGGAGGGGGUUUCCUGAUGGACGGGACCCUGGCGAGGAGGCUUCACUUAGCAGCAGAUACCUUGGAACUGUAUCCAAUCGAUGAUGUCUUCUUGGGCAUGUGUCUGGAGGUGCUUCAGGUUACUCCUAUCAAACACAAUGCAUUUAAGACGUUUGGCUUGGUAAAAAAUAAAAACAGUAAGUUGAACAGAGAACCUUGUUUCUUUAAGAGCAUGAUCGUGGUGCACAAGUUGCUCCCAUCGGACCUCAUGCACAUGUGGAACCUGGUCAACAGCGACCUGGUCUGCUCUCAGAAGGUGGAGAUCCUAUAGCUUGAUGGGAACUUGAAGGUAAGGACAGCACCCACAAGCUGAGCUGAACCUCGGCGGAUAUGAGCAGGAAGUAUGAUGCAGGAGAAGCAACGGCAAAUACAAACCUGCCAGUUACCUCUCUUUUGUGUGGAGAGGAACCAGGGUGACAAUUUACUGUCUGUGCAGUAAUGGAAUUUUUGAAGGUGCUUCUUCAAAAGUUAAGUAAAUUAUACAGUUUUUAUAACGUUGAACUAUGAUUUUGUAUUUAUAUUGGCAUUUGAAGGACUCACACUUUAGCACGCAAAUUCAGAAACAGAAAUGAGAUGCUGCAUCUAUAGGUGCCUAAAAAGCACAUUUACCUGGUCUACAAUAACACGAUUUCCGCUCAGUAGUAUAAAACUUGUUCUUAUUUUGGAUCUUUGAUAGACCUUGAGCCUGUUGGUUACUUUCCCAAUGCUUCGUUAACAGCAAAAUGCUGUUUCCUCUUCUUUUUUCUACUGUGAUUAUGGUGGAGGUUUUAUUUCGUCCAGGAACCCAUGCCUGCAGUUUGAGAAACGGGUGUUAUCUGUCACUGAACCAACACUGACCGUGAACCCAUUAAUGUGAAUAAAAUGUAGGUAAAAUGGAUCCUGGGAUCAUGUGGUACACAAAACCUUGGAUAUGUUUUAUCUGCUACUUUUGUUUGUUUCUUAUUUUCACAGAUCAAUGAAAUGCUUGGUUUAGUUUGAGAUAAAGUAAAAAAGUAAAAAGACAAUAUUAUUAAUCAUGCUAGAGGCUUUGCCUGAAGCUCAUUGCUCAUUUUUCUCACCUUAAAUCUGUUCAAGUUUUGGGUUUGUACUAAUGUUGCAGUGGCAUCAAGCAAGAGAAAGAAAACUACCUCAGUGAUUUCGUCAAAAAAUCAUGUCAUCAUUGGUCACCUGUUCUAUUUUAAGUGUCACGAGGAUAUUGUUGUCUGCAAAUACAUACAGGACCUUUCCUACAGUAAAGAUUACUUUUUGUAUUGUAGAAAUCCUUGCACUCAUUUAUUGGAAUUUACCUGACUUGAUCAGGAUGUCUGCUACUUUUUCACUACUGUAAACUUUUAUUUUUAAAUGUCUAAAGUUGUUAGAUGUAUGGUUUCUGUGGAUCUGAAUGUGCUGAAAUACUUGACAUGAAUUUGAUUGAGGGUUUACCAUGACACUGUGAACUUAAACUGUUGCUGGUACGAGUAUGUGACUUAUUUAAAUACCUAACUGAAAGAGGGAAAAUACGGGGUUCUUACGUUUAAUUUAAAGCCGCUGAUCACCAUAUUAAUGGGAUGUUCACUGAUUCUAAAGAUAAACAUUGUGGUUAUAGUGGGUAAUGACUGUGUCCUGGAAAUGUAAAUAUAUGUUUUAAAAAAA